Molecule: messenger RNA, 2408 nt
Organism: Astrephomene gubernaculifera
Lineage: Eukaryota; Viridiplantae; Chlorophyta; Chlorophyceae; Chlamydomonadales; Astrephomenaceae
Source: the annotation of a GenBank genome assembly
CCGUAACCGGCUUACCUCUUGUUCAAUGGAUAGUUUCAUAAUAAUUUCCUUGAUAUAAACGCUUAUCGACGAGACAGGCCUCUCGGCCUCGGUGUUUACAUCGAGGCAUACGGUCGUGGCCUGUCGGUACCUGUCAAUAUAGCGCCACGUGAUACGCUUGACAGCCGCAACGAUUUUGCAGUGUUGUUCCCUACUAACACGUAACGCACACACUGGGAGUGGCCGGGGACAACAAAAGUCUCGAGUCUCACAUUGUCAACGACGCUCGGACUGCCUUUAGCUCUAGCCGGACAUCAGCAGAUAAGAACAAUGUCAUUAAGCGGAGUACAGAUGGGCUUACAUAGCAGACCUGCCUAUCCUGCUACACGAAGCAUUGGCCUAGUGCAUCGACAAGUUGUCGGUACCACCGCCCGACGAGUAUCAACGCGUUCUUCGGCUAUUGAUGCAUCGAUAUUUCCUGUUUCGCUAUUCCCAAGUCACAAAGUGCUACUGCCGACCGCAACCGGCGUCCUUCACGUCACCGAGCCUCACCUCAUCCAAAUGUUCAGCGACCUAGCCGCCAAGACAGGGACCGCCAUCACAGAUUACGAAUCCGAUAGCAACAACAGCAACAACCAGGACGCUCUUUAUGAAGACAACAGCAGUACGUCUAGUAGCAACAGCAGUGGCAACAGCAGCAGCAGCAGUGGCAGUAGCAGCACCAACAGUGUCAUGCGGUUUGGGCACAUCCUAAGUCCCGCCGUCGCCCCGCCCGCUCUCAUGGAGGAUGCAGUGGGUGGCAUGCCGCGAGUGGGCGUGCUUUCCGUCGUACGACGGUUGCGGAGAUCUAACGACGACGCUUCGUUGGUGGUUGAGUACGAGGGGCUGCGGCGCAUUCGGUUGGUCAGCGUCUGGCAGCAGCAGCCGUACAUGGUUGCCGCCGCCAGCUACCUGGCCGACCGGGUGGGUGGGGGCGAGGAGCAGCGGCUGCUGGACGGCCUGGAGUGGGAGCUGUACGGCCUGCUGCAGGAGGUGCGGCGGCUGAGCCGGCAGCUGCGUUCCCCCGGGGAGGCGCCUGCAGAGCUGCCGGAGUGCAUUCCCAGGUACGCGCCCCCCGCCCCCGCCGCCCCCCGCUCCGCCCCCUCCCUGGCCCAGCAUCUGCAAGCCGCCGGCCACCCCGCCGGCAACGCCAUCAGCAUGUGGCAGCGGCACGGCAGCGUGUACGGCAACAGCAAGGGGGCGGAUGCCGCCGUACAGGACCCCUACUCGUUUAUGAGCGAGCGGCUGGGCAAACACACCCGCCAGGAGCUCUUCUCCUUCGCCGCCGCGGGCAUGUUGGAGCUGGGGCCGCUCGAAAGCCUGGCGCUGCUGAACUGCACGGACCGCGCGGCGAGGUUGCAGUGGGUGGCGGCGGCGGUGGAGCCGUUCCUGGAGACGCAGCGGGCGAGGGCGGCGGUGGCGCGGGCGUUGGGAGGGGGUACCGGAGGGGCGGCUGGGGGCGGUGAGGAGAAGAAGUGAGGUGGGGGCGAGGAAGGGUGGGAGAGGUGGGGAUGGCGGAUGCGGAGGUGGAAGCCGUCCAACCUGUGUGGGUUGUAGUUUAUAAUAAUGUGUAACUUUAGCUGUUGGCGAAGGGGAAGAUUCGGUGUUUUGCUUUUUGUUGUAUUGUACUACACUAGAUGCGUUUGUGUUGUUUGCUGAUGGUGUAAGGGUUUGUUGUUUCGUUGCUGUAGCAUAUUUUAAUCAAUUGUGUAGAUGUUCAGAAUCGUUUGGUUGAAGUUUUAUAGCUCGUCUUGUUGAAGUUCGAAGAAGUGACGGUCUUCAAGCUCAUCACAUCGGCAAAGUAUGAUGCACAUAACGCUGUGUAGCUCGAGGGGGAGCUUCAACGCUACUCCUUGCAUUGGCGGCGGCCGUGCAGCGUUGCGUUGUUCGGCUUCUGGUGGGUUUUGGCUGCGAGACUGUGGUGCUGAGAAGCGUUGGGUUGGGGAACGCCUCCUUGACGGGGAGGCUCGCAUUCCCAUAGAUGGGAACGCAGGCCUCCCCAAUCGCGUGGGUUCUACGUGAGGAAGCAGGAACGUUACUAGCUUCCCAUGGACAACCAAACGCCCUUUGGUCGCAUACGGCUUUGGUGCAAGACUGUCUGCAUCCUUCUAUUUUAAGGAUGUGUGCAGAUCUUGGAUUCAGGAUUGUCAGGUAUUUCGUUGUAGCAUACCGGUCCCGUUGUUAAAGUAACAAUUGUUUUUGUGAUUUGUUAGUUGCUUGUUUUCGUUGCCUGUGCUGGCAUGUCAGAUGCAACAGCUGCUGUGCUGUGCGCAACUGGCAACAUGACCCAUGGGUCACAUGGAACAUGUUGCCAGCUGCUGUUGGCGGGCCCUAUAUAUGUACCAUCACGGUCCUCUACCUACAACGCUUGCUGUCAUAGUGACUAAAAG